Messenger RNA from Penicillium verhagenii, 1008 nucleotides. RefSeq names its product ribonuclease H2 catalytic subunit RNH201. Gene Ontology annotation, biological process: DNA replication, removal of RNA primer; mismatch repair. The transcript has a single exon. Gene Ontology annotation, molecular function: RNA-DNA hybrid ribonuclease activity; RNA binding. Bases 1 to 1008 code for a protein of 335 amino acids. The record is from RefSeq and is a predicted model, not a curated record. Gene Ontology annotation, cellular component: ribonuclease H2 complex. NCBI's taxonomy places the organism in Eukaryota, Fungi, Ascomycota, Eurotiomycetes, Eurotiales, Aspergillaceae.
AUGAAGGACAACAAGGCGAACCAGGAAGAUCUAUCUUUCAUUCCCCCUAGUGUGGACUCGGCGAGUCUCCUCUCCGGUGAAUCCUACGCCUAUUAUACGCCCUGUCCGGCAGCUAUCACAACCAAUGCUUCGUCAACGGAAAACACACCAUGCGUACUUGGUGUAGAUGAGGCUGGUCGUGGCCCCGUUCUCGGACCAAUGGUCUACGGAGCUUUCUACUUGCCCCUCGACCUACACCACUCCCUCCUAGCACAGGACUACAGCUUCGACGACAGUAAAGUCCUCACCCCCGGCGUGCGAGCCAACCUAAUGCGACUACUCAACACCCCGGGCAACAAGUUAUUCGAGUCAUGUGGAUAUGCGAUCAAAGUUCUCUCAGCCCGUGAUAUCUCCUCCGGCAUGUUGAAACCAGGCGCCGCCGUCUACAACUUGAAUGCGCAGGCUAUGGACGCUACAAUUGAGAUCAUUCGAGGGGUGGUGCAAGAUCGUUCGGUCAAUGUGCAAGAAGUGUAUAUCGACACCAUUGGAAACCCAGCGUCAUACCAACAAAAAUUAGAACGAAUCUUCCCAUCGUUGAAAAUCACGGUGGCUAAGAAGGCAGACUCCUUGUACCCAUGUGUAAGUGCGGCCAGUGUGGCUGCAAAGGUGACGCGUGAUGUCGCGCUUGAGGUGCUAUACGAGGCUGUACUACGUGCUCAGCAAUCUGAAGAGGGUGUGUCAGAUGCUCCUGAAGGAUGGGGUAGUGGAUAUCCCUCUGAUUCAAAGUGUGUUGGCUGGCUUCGUCGUAAUAUGGACCCUGUCUUUGGCUGGGGCAACGAGUGCCGAUUUAGCUGGGGCACAGCUAAAGAGAUGUUAGAUGCGAGGGGUGGAGCACGAGUGGACUGGCCGGAAGAAGAUGAGGAAGGAACCAGUCGGCUCGAGUUUUUGUUGACUUCUGGACCCGCAAAGGGCUCUGGUCAAGAUGGGUUACGAGAUUGGUAUGGGAAGAGAGAAGCGGAAAUUAUUUGA